Ilyonectria robusta is the source of this 1668-nucleotide messenger RNA. Its product is annotated as Hydroxyethylthiazole kinase family-domain-containing protein. Gene Ontology annotation, molecular function: hydroxyethylthiazole kinase activity; thiamine-phosphate diphosphorylase activity; magnesium ion binding. The record is from RefSeq and is a predicted model, not a curated record. The coding region runs from base 86 to 1597 and encodes 503 amino acids. Lineage: Eukaryota; Fungi; Ascomycota; Sordariomycetes; Hypocreales; Nectriaceae. Gene Ontology annotation, cellular component: cytoplasm. The transcript is spliced from 5 exons. Gene Ontology annotation, biological process: thiamine biosynthetic process.
UGAACAAGUCGCUCACCUCGCCGAUCCAACCGCAAAACCUCAGAAAAAAACACCAGGAAAAAUCCCCGCUGCAAGCUCGACAACCAUGGCCAAGCCCGCAGUCAACUACGGCGUCUACCUCGUCACCGACUCGACGCCCGCGAUCCUCGGCGACGGCGACAUUUGUGACGUCGUCGAGAGAGCGCUGCGGGGCGGCGUCACGGUGGUGCAGUACCGCGACAAGCACAGCGAACGCAGCGUCGCCGUUGAGACUGCGCGGAAACUGCACGUUAUCGCUCAGAGGUUUGGUGUUCCGCUGCUCAUCAAUGAUCGCGUGGAUGUCGCUGUGGAGGUGGGCUGCGAGGGUGUGCACAUUGGGCAGGACGACAUGGCCUACACUGAGGCAAGGAAGCUUCUAGGCCCUGCAAAGAUCAUCGGCGUCACGGCCAGCUCCAAGGAGGAGGCUCUCCGUGCCUGUGAGGCCGGAGCCGACUAUCUCGGCCUGGGCACCGUCUACGCAACUCAGACCAAGAAAGACACCAAAUCCAUCAUUGGCCCCUCGGGCGUCCGCGACAUCCUCGCCGCCCUCGCCGCCGCCGGCCACGGCGCCGUGCCGACCGUGUGCAUCGGCGGCGUCAACGCCUCCAACGCCGGCCCCGUUAUCGCCGGAUGCCGGGCCGCCGCGAAGGCCCUCGAUGGCAUCGCCGUCGUCAGCGCAAUCGUCGCCGCUCCGGACCCGGCUGCCGCGGCCCGCGACCUGCUCGCCAAGGUCACCGUCGCCAUGAUCCCGCAGGUUGUGCGUGCCGUGGCCGAGACAACGCCCCUGACGCACAACAUGACCAACUUGGUUGUCCAGAACUUCGCCGCCAACGUGGCCCUCGCCGUUGGUGCCAGUCCCAUCAUGGCCAACUACGCCGAGGAAGCCGCCGACCUGGCCAAGCUUGGGGGAGCCCUUGUCGUCAACAUGGGCACUGUCACUCCGGAUGGCCUCAAGAACUACGUCCAGGCUCUCAAGGCUUACAACGACGCAGAGAGACCUGUUGUAUUUGAUCCCGUAGGAGCCGGUGCAACCUCUGUUCGCCGCAACGCCGUCAAAGCCCUCCUCGAAGCCGGCCACUUCACCGUCAUCAAGGGCAACGAAGGCGAGAUCCAAACCGUCGCGGGCGCCUCGAUCCUCCAGCGCGGCGUCGACUCGACCUCCUCUCUCACCCUCGCCGAGAAGGCCAGCCUCGUCUCCUCGCUUGCCCGCCGCCUCGGCAACGUCGUCAUUCUCACCGGCGUCACCGACCUCCUGAGCAACGGCCGCCGCACCCUCCGGAUCGACAACGGACACCCGCUGCUCGCCGCUGUCACGGGCACCGGAUGUACGCUCGGCACCACCGUCAGCGCCAUGGUGGCCGCCCAUACAGCCGAUCCGCUGCUCGCCGCUGCCGCUGGUACCGUCAUCUUUGGACUCGCGGCCGAGCUGGCAGCCGCGAGGAAUGAGGUUCGUGGGCCUGGCACAUUUGUCCCCGCUUUCUUGGAUGAGCUGUACACCAUCCGAAAGGCCACCGGGGAGGGUGACUUUAGGUGGUUGACCAUGGCCAAGGUGCAGGCUGUUGAAGUGGACGAGGCGUAAUAAUCGUAGACUGGUCAGCACUCAACACCAAAAGCAAAAACGGUAGAGAUAAGCCCGACUAAAUGUCUAGG